This is a messenger RNA of Symbiodinium sp. CCMP2592, 2163 nucleotides long. The record is from the annotation of a GenBank genome assembly. Lineage: Eukaryota; Dinophyceae; Suessiales; Symbiodiniaceae.
GCUUUAGUACCAGUGGACGAGCGUCUCGGCGACAUCUUCCGGGACCUCGACGAGGCCACCGUCAUAUUGGAACCUGGUGGAGGGCAUCCGACACAGGCUUAUUCCAACCAACUUCAGCGAGGGACUUUUCUGACUACCACCGCUGUGGAAGGAGGUCUCAGGAGAAGCCUCGACCUCCUGGAGCGUGCCGACGUCCCCAAGGACGUCGCUCGCCUUAGCUGUCACGCAGCGCCGACCACGCAAAGCACUCGACAUCAUUUCCCAGUUAUCGCUCCCAAGCACGCGGAGAGGGAGGGUGGCAGGAUCGUGCCCAUCACGGCGAACGUGACUCUGCCGCCUCAGGUAAUCGAUGAUGAAUCUGACGACGAGGAGGAUGACUACUUCGACGAGGGACGGCUGGCCCCACCUGAGGACUACCCGCCCUUGCCACGAGCUCCUCCUUUCGCGCCACCAGGGGCCGAAGCGGUUCCGGGUCCCAACGAAGAGUUCGAAGCGGAGCGAAUGCCGUACGAGACCAUGCAGGUUGACCACCCUGUGGAUCCCGUGCAGCUCACGUCCUAUGACAACGACUGGCUCGUAGAGCAUCUAACACCCAGGCUACGGGACUUUAUCAUUUCCCGAUUCCAGCCGGAUCUCAUCACCGAGCCGAAGUUCGUUGCUUCCAUAGGCAAGUACGUCAGCGCGAAGUAUCUGCAGACAUCUGGGAGCUUCGUCUCGGUGUUCAUGCGUCCGCAGACCAGCCUGAGCUCGGAUCCGAACACCACCAUGCCGGUUCACUACAACCUGCCCAAAGCCCAGAUCGUCCUCUUCAUGCGACAGGCAGAGACACACAUUGAAGAACUCGAGCAGCACCAAGAGUACCUCCGAGCGUCUCUCCGGGCGCUGCGGGCGCUGCUCUCCACAGCCGCGGGUGGUUUGUCGGAGAAUGACUUCGUGAACGUGCUCUUGCCUAUGAACUAUCACGCGUUCACAGAGGCGGAGGGCUCCAUGCUCGAAGCCGAGAAGCCGCUCCUGCGCCUCUCCUCGGGAAAGAACACGGUAAUCAUCAUCGACACGUCUGGGGCCGUUGCAGAGCACCUUCCCUACGUCAAGGCGGCCAUCAAGCGGACCUUGCAUGCCCACAUGUGUGGCAAGGAAACCUUUCAACUCAUCCGCUUCACGAAGACGGGAGAGCCCCGGCUCUGGGCGCAGGACAUGAUGGCGCCAACCGAGACUGCCUUCGAAUGUGCAGAGACGUGGAUCGACCGGCUGGAGUCAGCGGAUUCCGGGAACGUUGCCCAGGCCGUGCGGUGUGCUUUGGCCUUCAAGAGCUGUGAUGAGAUUCACAUCAUCUCAUCGGGUACUUGUUUCCGACCGGUCGAGCACGAUCAUUUGCUGUCGAGCCUCCGUUAUCUGAACAAGAGGGAGGUCGCCAUCCACACCUCAGGCGUCGACCCAAAUCCACACAGCGAGCGUUUGCUGAGGAAUAUUGCGGAGAGCAACCAUGGGGACUUUACCUUGAAGUUCUUCAGAGAUCAAGGCAUUGGCCGGGCGAAUGUCAUCCCAAGCAACCACGCCAAAUGGACGUCAUGGCGCACCAUGCUCGUCAACGAAAAGAGUCGGCAGUUAUCCGAUGCUUUCAAGAAGCAGAAGAUGAGCAUUGGGAGCCAGAUGAAGAUUUUGGUUCUAGCAGCCAAGGCGGACCUCCGCUGGGAAACCGGUGCCCGGCUUCUCGAUGCGGCGAAGACUACACGUCGCGUUAGCCACAUCGAGGCAUUUAAGUCAAGAGCUGUGAGCAAGGCCUCCGGCGUCGACUUGAUCAUCUCGGACAGCACCCUCUGCGCCGUGAGCCCGAAGGAGCGGGAUUAUGCCGGCAAAGUCGCCGCGGACACACUCUUCCCAGUGCCGGUGGCUCCGGCGUGGGGAAGUAGCUUCGUCGGCGGCGGUUUCAAAAACCACCUGCUGCGUUGGCCACCACCUCGGCGUGGAUGCGUCAAAGCAGUGGGGCGCUUGGCGAAAGCUGCCGGAGAAACCGCAGCCCGUCACACUCCUGCUGACCUGGACGCGGCCAUUGCCGACUUCCGAGAGGCAAGCGUCAGCUCGGAGCUUUCUUCCAAGCCUACUGCAGACGGUGCAGGCCUGCGCCAACUGGGAGUAUCGGGUGGUCUUGGUAGACGUCGUUGA